This is a messenger RNA of Racocetra fulgida, 252 nucleotides long. The record is from the annotation of a GenBank genome assembly. Lineage: Eukaryota; Fungi; Glomeromycota; Glomeromycetes; Diversisporales; Gigasporaceae.
AAGUGGAAUAUCAAGUUUCGGGUGAAUUCAAAAAUCAUGGUUCAAGAGUAAGUGCUCCAGGAAAUAUAGGAGCGACACCAAUGGAACUUGACAGAACGGAAGCUAAAGGCCACAUAGCAAAGAUGUGCCCUAACAAAUCAAAAUUGAACCCCGAAACCCCCUCAAGUACAAAUGCUAAUAUGGAACAUGUUAAUUUAAUAGAAGUUAAUAAUAAAAAAAGAGAAAGGCUCUUACGAGGAAAAGAAAAAAUCG